Pseudomassariella vexata is the source of this 1002-nucleotide messenger RNA. RefSeq lists its product as uncharacterized. The record is from RefSeq and is a predicted model, not a curated record. The coding region runs from base 104 to 865 and encodes 253 amino acids. The transcript has a single exon. Gene Ontology annotation, molecular function: acyltransferase activity, transferring groups other than amino-acyl groups. NCBI's taxonomy places the organism in Eukaryota, Fungi, Ascomycota, Sordariomycetes, Amphisphaeriales, Pseudomassariaceae.
GUUUAAAGAUGGAGUACCCCAUCUUCGCCUGCGCAAAACGGCCUGCUUCCGUCAUCAGCCUCGAGUAUUGCUCACGCAACCUCAAUUCAAUUCAAGGGAAACCAUGCCGGAUCAGACCAGUGCCCAGGAGUACGACGUGCGCAUCGAGCUCAUCGACAAUGAAGAUGACAUUAUAACCAGCUUCGACUGCGCCUGCGAAGCCUUUGGCCACCAAAUCAAUGACGGGAUUUGGUCCGCCAUCUACCCCGGCUGGGACACGCCCGAGGGCAGAGCCUGCGGCGCCGCCCGUCGGGUGAAGACCUGGCGCGGCAUCACAACCAACAAUCAAGGCCAGCUCAAUGCACUUUUCCUCAAGGCCACUGUGCCUGAUCCCCAACAACCCGGCGGUGAGGGCAGGGUCAUCGCGGGGUUGGCCAACUGGGGGCAAUAUUCUGUGGUAGACGGCUAUGGCGAUGCGCCCAGUGAUGAUCUGGGCAAGGGCACUGAUCUUGAGACGCUGUAUCCUGGGAACGAACGGGAGCAACGGUAUGCAUACCAGGUGUAUCGUUCAUUGAUGAAGCAGCGCAUGGAGGUGGUUAAGGAGAAGGCCACGGCGGACCCACCGGCUAUCUUCGCGCUGGAUUUGUGUGCUGUCGAUCCUGCGUUCCAGCGCAGAGGUAUUGCUGGGAAAUUGGUGCAGUGGGGUUUAGAUGAGGCCAAGAGGAGGGGGUUGGAGGCGACGACCGAGGCGUCGGUCAUGGGGAGGCAUGUUUAUGCGCGUCUUGGGUUUAAGCCGCAGUUGCCGGAAAUUCAAUAUGAGGUUGAUGAGGAGUUCUUGGAGAGGGAAAGGCCGUCUAAUUUGUUCAUGCGUACCGGUGACAACUAGGCAAGAAGGUAGUCUCGAUACGUAUGGUUCGUGCUAAGGUGUUGAGGGGUUGGGGGCUGUCUAGAAUAAUAGCUCUUCUAGCAUAUUGCAUACACAACCAAAUUUGUUCUUGCGGCUUGAUCUGGAGCAUGUAUACG